Scatophagus argus is the source of this 7443-nucleotide messenger RNA. It is a transcript of the gene cep170ba, whose product is annotated as centrosomal protein 170Ba. The coding region runs from base 265 to 5169 and encodes 1634 amino acids. Gene Ontology annotation, molecular function: protein binding. The record is from RefSeq and is a predicted model, not a curated record. The transcript is spliced from 19 exons. Lineage: Eukaryota; Metazoa; Chordata; Actinopteri; Scatophagidae.
CCGUAAAGCGUUUGAUGGGACUUGUCAGGCUACGUCACCGUGUCGGCAGAGCAGGCGGUGGAGGAGAGUUUCGCCCGGUUGACAUUCCCAGAAGAAGAAGAGGGUGUGAUCGAAAUUUACCUGUCCAGUGUUACCUGGUGCUCUUGUUGUACAUGUCGGCCGUCGAAUUUCAUCGGCUGUAGGACUUAAACACUGGAUUCACAAAGGAGUAAAACGGAGAAGGCAUUAAAGGAUGCUAAGAGGAUCCUGACCCAUGACCCCAGCAUGAGUGUGACAUCAUGGUUCCUGGUCAGCAGCUCCGGCACUCGCCACCGGCUGCCUCGGGAGAUGAUCUUCGUUGGCCGGGAGGAUUGCGAGCUAAUGCUGCAGUCACGCAGUGUGGACAAACAGCAUGCUGUGAUCAACUAUGACAACAACACAGACGAACACAUGGUGAAGGACCUGGGCAGCUUGAAUGGGACAUUUGUGAAUGACCUAAGAAUCCCAGACCAGACGUACAUCACCCUCAAGCUCUCUGAUGUCAUUCGCUUUGGCUAUGAUGCUCAUGUAUAUAUCCUGGAGAAGAGUCAACACAAGGUACCAGAGGAAGCUCUUAAACAUGAGAAAUACACCAGCCAGUUGCAGCUUAGUAUGAAAGCCCUGGAGGCCAAGGCGAAGGAAAAGCAUCAGCUCCAGGGCACAGAGAAGAGCAAAAGCUGUGUUUCCAAUGUCAAGCUGCAGGACAGGGCUGAGCGAAGAGCCCACUCUCUCACAGCUGCAACAGAUUCUCCGAUAUCCAAGCCUACUCCUCUUUAUGGCCAACCAUCCUGGUGGGGGGAGGAUGAGGACCCAGCCAAUAAAAAACAGGACAGAGGUGGAAAAAUGCCAGAGACUCCAGAGCCUGCAAAAGAUAUAUCCAGAUAUGAAGUCAAUGGUUCCCUGUCUGACAGUCAGGCCAAAUCCAUCUUCUCCUUCCGCCGGGAGCCCAGCUAUUUUGAGAUCCCAACAAAGGAGCCCCAGCCACGACCUGCCAAGAAACCUGACUUGCAGGUUCAUGAGAUUCCUACUAAGGACACUCUGGAUCAGUGUAUCUCUUCCACCCCCACACCUCCCGUGGUCCAAAGCCAUGCCUCCUUCACCAUCGAAUUUGAUGAAUGCACACCAGGUAAAAUGAAGAUCAAGGACCAUGUGACCAAGUUUUCUUUUCGUCAACAACGCAAGCUACCUUCCACAGAGACUGUCACUGCACCCACUGAGGUGAUGUCAUCAGAAAACAAAGUUGCUGAUUGGCUGGUCCAGAGCAAUGCUAGCAUGAUGCGGCGGCGGUCACAUGCCGAAGACAUGUAUAGCACAAGCAGUGACCCUUCACUUCUAAAGAUCUUCAAGGAAAAUCACUGCGAAGAAGGCACACGCAGUGAUUCAGGGGAUCCUGCAGUCAAUGGAAAUGAUUUAGUCCAAUCGGAACCUCAGAUUGGGCCCUGGGCAUCUCCACAACCCCUGAGAACUUCCCCAACACAGCAGUUAGCCUCCCCUGACUCUGAGGAGUCUCAGCAAGAGUAUCAGCCCCUGUCCAGUCUUGGCAAGGCUGAGCCUCACAAGGCCUUUGUCAUUGAAUUCUGUGAUGAUAACUCAAGAAAGAAGCGUUCCCAGUCCUUCACUAAUAACACAUUCCCUCCAGAGCCCUCAGGCAUUAAGGUCCACCUGGAGAACGCGAGGAAGAGCUCAAGUCCAACUGGGGAGAGACAGGUCCCAUCUCCAGCCUCCUCCACUCCCCCAACCCAACGAUACACGGUCCCCCUGAAGGGCCCAGCUCCCAUGGGCCCUCCAAGAGCUGGCUCUCUGCGAAGAGAGAAGACAGAGGAGCGAAUCAGCACCAACUUUUCCUCUCGUUCUUCAUCGUCUGUGACCGCAAGACCUUUUAGCAGUGUGGGCCGGAGAUCCAAACUCGCCCAGGAAUUUGCUGCUGAAUUCCUCAAACAGGCAAAGCAGUCUGCUUCUGCCUCCUGGGAGAAAAAUACAUCUAGCCCCCCUACAGUUGCUAAAACAGAGACCGUGGGUGUAUCCCAGACUAGCCCCCCUCCUUCUAUCCAGCCACAGACCUCCUCUCCUAUACACCAGCCAGUUCCCCUCAAGGCCCCCGUAAUGCCACUGGUGUCUCAGAUUGCGGAAGUUAAGAGUACCCAUGUUGGCCCCAAAAAUGAAGAGGAGGACAGUCUGAGUGAUGCGGGAACCUACACCAUUGAAGCAGAUAUUCAAGAUAAAGAGCUAGAAGAGGCACGGAGCAAGAUUGACCAGGUGUUUGGCGUUUUUGAGAGCCCCGAGCGAACCAACCAGAGUGAAGCAGAAACAUCAUCAGCAUUUAGGCCUGUUAUUGUUCAGAGCAGGGAGGAGCAUAGACAGAAUAGCUGUGGGGAGGUGAGGCCAGCUCCAGAACAGGGUCUGGUAAAGGUUCAGCCAGCAGGUGCAGUCUUACAGGGUGCUCCUAAGUGGAUGUCUUGCUGGGCCAGCUUGGCAGACAGCUACACAGAAUCCGGCCCUUCGUCUGGCCUCUUUGACAUUCCUUCCCAGAUGGAGCUGUCAGGAGGGGCACGAGGUACGAUCAUCCACAAGGCCACGCUCAGCCAACCCCAUGAAAGCACCGACAAUGGUUCAAGAGCCCGGCGCAUCCUGCCCCCAGCUCCACAGGGGGACAAGAGUGACAUUCCAACCCCCAGCAUCCAUGUUCAUUAUGACCUGCAUUCAACUUUUGAUGUAGAAGAGAAGAGUUUGGUGGGCCCUAUGUCCCAAGAUGGCCUUGACAGGUUAUCAGUGCAGGACGAUGUAGAGCCUGACAGCCUGAGUGAUGCCAGCAAGUCAGAUGAUGGUUCCAUCAUAGAUCAAAGGAGGAGGCCGCUGUCAGACACAGAAGAGAAGAAGAAAAAUGAGGACAAUCUCAGACUCCCAGCCAAGUCUACAUCAUUCUACAUCGGGUCAGAAGAGACUGUGUACAAACCUGAAUAUGGAGGCUCAAACUACAGCACUCCUAAGACUGAAAGAAAAAGCACAACCAAAACUUUCUCAACAGCCACCCUGACCAAACCGAAAAGUAACCAAGACUCUGGAAAAGUCAGGCCCAGUGUGUCUGCUCCUGUCAUUGGUCAGGGGACACGGAGUCCAGAAGCAAGAGAAGGCACGGUAUCACCAUUAAUCAGACAAGAGAGCUUCACCAAGGAGCGGCCGAGCAAUGCCAGAUUGCCCAACAUUUCUAGCCAGCCUGUUCAGAGAGACCCAGGCCAUGAAUCAAUCCAGGGACCCUGUAAUCAGGACACUCAUUCUUACCUCAAAGAGACAGAGGAUGUUCUGGCUGUUUUGGAGGCCAAACUCCAAGCAGGGCCAUCAGAAACAACACCAAUAAUGGACUCACUUUCUGGAGAGUCUGAUGUGGACACCUCUAGCACAGUCAGUCAACAAAGCAAUAAGACCAAGCCAAACACAGUGUCUAACAGACCCUCUGUUAGUGGCCUCCACAGGGAGAGGUCUUCAGCCAGUGUAGCUAGUCAGGACUUAAAUCACCUGUCCAGCACAUCAGAAAAGCAACGCCUUCAGGGAGCAGACAGCAACAAUAAGACUGAGUUUUUCAGGAGAGCAGUUGGACUGAGACGUAGUGUUGGAAAAUGUGGCUCCACAGACUUAAGUGACGACCAUCAGAGCUUACCUUACUCUGAUCAAGAGUCUAACAAUCACCAAACCCGCAAAAAAUACACAGUGCCCCUACAGAAGGAGGAUGGCAAGACCUCCAGAGUUUCCCAUGCCUUAAGUCGUGCCAAUAGUUUGUCAGCCCCAAGGCCCACCAGAGCAUCCAUGCUCCGCCGGGCUCGUCUGGGCGAGGCCUCAGACAACGAAGGCACUGAGACGGACAGGCUGUCCCAGGAGGCAGGCAGCGUCCCAGCUAAGCAACCACAGGAAACCAAGAAACUCUCCAGGCUGGAUAUGCUGGCGAUGCCUCGUAAGCGAACAAGCUCUUUCAACACUCCCAGUGACACUGAGGCUUCAUCCACCUCACAGUGGACAGGCAGGAGCACUGGAUUCUCCAACCGCAGCACUGAGUUUGGUGGCAGCUCAGUUCGAAGGGCCUCUGCUCCGGGGCCAAAGCCUAUAGAAAGGCCACAGAAAGCAGCUCUCAACAAGACACCAAUCGUUCGUGUGCGUUCAAGCAGUGCCAAAUAUGCCAGCAGCACCGCAAGCUCCAGGAGACGACAGAAAGGCUCUGACUAUGCCUCUACCUCAGACGAGGAGUACGACUCAAACCAGAGUACUCCUAAACACAAACGCUCCCAACCUUCCUCAGCUUCCCAUAGCCCACGUAAUCGGCCUCGGCCUCAGCCCAUGGUCGCCCUGAAACCCCGCAACAGAGAUUCUGAAGAGGAAAGCCAAGAGGGAGAAACUCUCCACAGCUGGUCCAACCACAGUGCUGAAAUUGCACGGUUGAGUCAAGACCUGGCUAAAGACUUGGCUAUCUUGGCCAGAGAGAUCCAUGAUGUGGCAGGUGAUGGUGACCUACAAAACCCCGGAGCGGAAAGCAGUGCACCCAUCUCCACAGUGACCACUCACGAACAGCUGGUUCAUCAUAUUCCAGAGGCUGGAUUAAACUAUCAGAGGGUCCCGCCAAGUUCUGCAUCUACAAAGGAACCUGACCAGAGUUCCAGUGACCAUGAACAGAAGCCCAGGCAGCGGGCUUGGAGCAGAGACGAGGUCACGGUAGACAACCUGAUGCUUAACCCUGUGUCUCAGGUCAUCAUGGCCAUCAGAGAAAACACUGAGCAACUUGCUGACAAAAUUAGGGUACUGUUCCAGGACAGGAUGGAUAUCUGGCAAGAAAUUGAGACCAAGGUUAAUUCUGACAACGAUGUUCCUGUUAUCAAAACCUCCAACAAGGAAAUCACGUCUAUCCUGAAAGAACUCAGGAGAGUUCAACGGCAACUGGAGGUCAUUAACACAGUCAUGGAGCCCACUGUGCAGCCAGAAGCAACCAAGGCCUCAGCCUCUGCCGUCUCCUCCUCAUCUGGCAUUCGGCCCUCCAGACCUCCCACUUCCCGAGACUUUCGAACAGUCCACUCGGCCUCCAGACGUGGCGGCGGCCCGAGGCCCAGUGAGAGUGUCAGGAGAGCAGCUGUGACACCAAAUGAUGUCAGAGAGGGAUAUUUAGUGUGAGAUGUGGCACACAGACUCCACCAGCACUGAGCUUCUGCUGUAACCCUACAAACCCAGGUGUCGCACCAUUGCGCACACAAUGAAACUAAGAAAGGGGGAAGUGAUACACAGAACUGUAGCCUCCUGCACACCCAAACACACACUACUGUGCUCUGAGGACUAAACACCUACACAGUGGUGUAAUUCACAACGAAGCCUGCACUACACACCCUUAAAAUAUGCUGGAGGUCUAAGUAUGAGGUGAGGAUUUAAGGAAAUACCAAAAUACUUCAUUAAAUCUCGCAUCCACCUUUUACAGACCUCAUAACUAUACUUGAUUCUCUGUGCAUUAAGAAGUUGACAUCCUUAUUUGCCAAUAAUUACAACCCCGAUUCCAGAAAAAGUUGUGAUGUUGCGUAAAACAUAAAUAAAAACAUAAUGCAGUCAUUUACAAACAGACAGCUUACCAUGUAGUAAUAUUCUUUAUAACCUCACCCUGUCUUUGUUUGUGAACUGAGCCUUUCAGCGAUGCUCCUUUCAUAAACAACCAUGAUGCACCUGUUACCAAUGAACCUGCUCACCUGUUGAGUUUCCCAAUCUUUCGUUGCUCCUGUUGCGACUUGUUGUAAACCAGUUGCUUCAGUUGAUUCGGCAUCAAAUUGAAAAUAACCAUAUAUUUGCAAAACUCAAUUAAGUUGAUAAGGUAAAACAUCAGCAAGUGAUCACAUUGUGUUAUUAUGUUUUAGACAAUGUCCCAGCUUUUUUGGAAUCGGAGUGGUAUGACCAACAUUGCUGAUUUUUAAAAACUCAUAAUUACUUUGUUUGUUUGAAAACCAACCUGAGCGUAAAAAUCUCAGGGAAAUCUACGAAUAAAUACCAUUUGUAUGUUUAGUCACAUUUUUGAGGAAAUAUUAAGCUAAUUUGUGUUUUUCGGGGUGGAAAGAACUGCAGUAACACCUUGCAGAUCUUUGUGUCCUGUGUACUUGUAUCCUCUGUAAGCCCCUUGUGUUUCUUUGCAUAUUUUUUCCAUGUUUUGUGGACCAGAUAAUUUGAAGAAUGUAAAAAGUAUUUAUUAGCUGUCUUUUGUGAGACACUGUAACUGAGACAACAUGACGCUAGUGCCAGAUCAAUUAAUGCUGUAUUGCACAGUUGCUACCAGCCAGUUUCUUUUCUGUUUGUUCUGGUCACAUCUCCCAGUGGAGCAACUCUGUCCAGGUCCUCCUCACUAAAUGGUCGCUAUAUUUUGUCUGACUGGAGAUGAAAAUCCUCCAGGAAUGUGUUGUCCAAAUGGUAGGAGGGACUCACUCCGCAGUUGAGUCUCCUGGCAAACACAAAUGGUUGUGAAACAACAGUUUUCACGCAUUCCUGGCCUCUGAAAAGUGUUUUUAUUUAUUACAGCUGGGGGCUUGAAACUUGCUUUUAGUUUCCAUGUCUAAGGAACACUGUUAGCUCUGAGGUUUUACCCAAAGACAAUCAUGAAGCAACAGCCAUCUGUAUUUGUUCUGAGCUCAUCACACCACACCUAAACCUCCAUAUGCUGAAGAGCUAUCAGGGGACUGUGAUAGGACUUUAUAUUUCCUCAAUCUCUCGAGUCACAAGGACACAUCUGAUCCUCGUGUGACAGGAGAAGUAAUUUAGCAUUUGAGUUCACAAAGUCAGUGGUGUGAAACUGUCAACAUGAUCAUUAGUUGGUGACAUUGUGUUAUUCUGUUUGUAAAUAUCUAAAGAUGCACAAGAGUGCUAAAUGUCCUACAUGUCCUACAAAUUACCUCUCAAUCUUGUCUUUUGCACUAAUGUAUUACAUGACCCCCCCCCCCCCCAAAAAAAACAACAACAACAACAAAAAAAAAACUGAUGUGCUGCAAAGUGAAAUCUCUUUCUCUCCUGCAACUCAGAACACCAGCAAACUUCCUUCUUCUCAGUCCAGCCCAGAUUGUACAUGUGAUUGUUGGGAUGUACCUGAAAGUGCCACAGAGCUUUGUGAGAUCAUGUUUCAGUGGUUGUUUACAAACUCCAGCAAAAUUUGAAUGUCUUUCCUUUUGACUCCUCCUGCUCAAGGUUUUGCUGCUAUUCUUCUUCUAUGGGAUAGUUUUUCCCACAUCGCUUUACUCCAUCCGAGCUUCAGCGGGUUUGAGAGCUGAAAUGUCAUUCUUGAUUGUCAAAUUUGUGUCCCUGUUUUGUAAUUCAACUUUUGGUUGAAUUAGGUUUAGUUAGCUGAUAUUUAUGUUUGGAUAUUUGUGUAAUUUGUUAGCUGUUGAUUCCAGGUUUUCAAAUAAAAUUUGAAUAGCUUCAUGA